Molecule: messenger RNA, 6218 nt
Organism: Didymodactylos carnosus
Lineage: Eukaryota; Metazoa; Rotifera; Eurotatoria; Philodinida; Philodinidae
Source: the annotation of a GenBank genome assembly
AUGGCAACCAGUAAUGAAUGUCAUUCAAGUUUAUCAAUGUCGGAGUUGAGGGAAACAGUAAGCUUUGCCAUAAAUGUAGACAUAAUUCAAAACUUAAAGUUUCAAGAAUUCGUCAAAAAAUUAGAACAAUCUCAACAUGUCACCAUUAGUUUGGAUGGAAUUCAUGAAUUACUGUCCAUCAGUGGUAAGAAAACAGCGAUCAACCAUUCGGUAUCACAAAUUAAUAUUCAAAUUAGUAAAAUAUCUUCUCAUUCAACAAAGGAAAGCAGAAAACCUCCUAAAUAUCAUCGACCAAAUUCAAGUAACAAUCGUAUUGAUCAAAUAUCAUCGAAUACGAUUGAACUAAGUACUGCCAAAAAUAAUUUUCUUGAAUUUUUUGGCCAAAAAAUCCUAAAUAAAAUUCGUAAAGAACCUGGUAUUAAUUCUGCAAAUUUUAUAAAUGGUAAAUUACAACUAUCAGGAAACUGUUCUGCAGUAACAAAGGUAAAAUCUUACCUCGAACAAACACUUCAUGAAAAAAAUGUGCCGGUUACUUACAGCAUAAAAAAUCAUCUAGAAUUAUUACGUAGCGGACGUAUGCUGAAAGAAUUUUCGAAACAAUAUCAUGUAGGAACUUCUUUACAAGGAUUACGUCGUCAUGACAAAAAUAAGCGUAGUAGAAUUCAGAAUCAUCCGAUUCAUGUUAAUACCACAGAUUCCAGUUAUGUAAGAUGUGGUCAUAACGUCGAUCGUGGUCAACAUGGCUCUAGACAAAAUAGUGUUGAUCGUGACCGAAACCUUGACUAUGACCAACAACGUGGUGGUUAUGGGAGAGGUAACCGUAGCCGUGGUCAACGUGGAAGAAGAAGCUUUUCUGGGCAACAGUCUUCUUUACACAGCGUUGAACACUUGGAAAAAUUGCACUUAAAUCCCAACGAUACAAAUACAAGUGAAAAGAAUAUUGAUGAUCACAAGGUGGUUGAAAGCCAAAAGCAAUAUGAUGCGAAUGAAUGUGAUGACGAAGCAAAAGAAGAAGAUGAUGAUGACAAAAGUGAAACUUCGGACUCUGAUACAUCGUUAGCAUCAAAUCUCACAAUCAAUACUGACAGGGUCAAAGAUUCUCAUGAUCCUGCUCAACAAUUUUUUGACAUAACAUUGUGUAGUGACUCUGCCGAUUCCUUAUCUAAAGCGUCAACAGAACUACAAAGUUAUCGUUUGUACACCGAAUCAUGGGCGUUAACAGUGGACGAGUUUACAUUCAUUUCAAAACAACAGCAGCGAGGUAAACCCCAGCAAAACAAUAAUUCAAUCCUUGACCAAUGUUUGCGAAUUAAAUCUUAUCUUGGACAAUCUGUACACAAUCAUUUCAUACAUAUCUUUGUGUCUUAUAGCAGAGGCAUGUGGCAUGUGAAAGUGAGAGGACUAAAACAACACGUAUAUUCUGCAGUAUCUAAAAUCAAAAGUUAUUUGAAUGAUGUAGUUGAAACUGAAGUACAAAUUCCUAUUUCAAAUGCUAUGGCAUUCUUUCUUAGAACAAAAGCUUCGUCUGACAUCAGCAAACUAGAAAAAAAGCAUAACAUUAAAAUUACGAUCUUUUCUCCACCUCGUCGCAAACACUUGAAUGGCGAUAAUGAUGAACAGGAUAAUGAUAAUCAUUGUUUAAAACUCGUUGGUUCCAUUUCACGAAUUAAUUUAGCACAAGUAGAAGUUCAAAAUUUUCUUGAAAGUUUAUCAGAGCAAGAACAACAUUUUCCAUGUGAUACUUGGGAUCUUUCAAAGAAUAUUUCCAAAAAUAUUUUAACACGUCUGAGAAAAAUACAAGAUUCAAAUGACUAUGAAGCAAUAGGAUUGAUAAACUUUUAUAAUUCAGCAACUGAAAGAAGAGAAACAACACCAAAAGUUACUUUUACAGUGGUUAGUCUCAAUGAAGAAACGGCAAAUGAUGUGAUUCAACAAUGUAAAGAUAUCAUAGAAGGAUAUGUUGUGUGGAAACCAUCUUCGGAUGAUUAUCGCGCCCUAGUUAGCAUAUUGUUAGUACAAAAACGACCACAUAUUGAUCAAUUUCGACAAGAAUGGGACACUAACGUACAGCUCGAAAAAGAAACCAGUACUGUUAUCAUUCCUGCACGAUCAAAAAUGAUUUCAGAUGAAAUAAAAGAAACUUUGCAGAAUUUAGCUUUAGGAAAAGCAACUCGAAUGAAUCGUAUUUCUAUAACCAUUCCGAUUCAACAGAAUAUUCGUCGUUUUGUUAAUCAGGCUAUUCAUUCUUUACUAGAAGAAGCAAAAAUUCAAAGAGUUUUCGUUGAUUCUAAAAAUCGGAAUGAAUUGACCAUUCGUGGUUGUUCUGAUGUUGUAACUUCGAUCCAAGAAAAGAUCAAUGUUAUUAUUAAAGAUAUCAAACAACGGAUCAUUGUCAGCCGUUUAAGAUUACCAUUCGUCGAAUCAGAAUUGAUUCGAAUUAAUUCGUAUGAAAUCGUAAAACGUAUCGAACGUGAGACGAAUACUAUCAUUCGAGAUGUUAAAAUAAGUGCAAACAGUUCAACAUCAUCUGUAAAUGAUGAUAAUAUUACAUCGACUAUAACGUGUGUUGUGAAUGAUCGUGGUCAAACAAUUCUUAUAAAGAAAGGUGAUAUUACAAAGAUAAAAGAUGUUGACGCUAUUAUAAAUGCUGCAAAUGGACCAUUGUAUCAUGCAGGAGGUGUAGAUAAAGCGAUUGCUGUUGCUGCUGGUCCUGCACUAGAUCAAGAAUGUAAAGAAUUAAUUGCUAAGAAUGGAGGUGUAGCAAUUUCUACUGGUAAAGCAGUUAAGACAACAGCUGGCCGUCUCCCUUUCAAAGGUGUUAUUCAUGCAAUUGGUCCUCAAUAUGCUAAUGGUAAUCAACAAGAGCGUUCAUUAUUAUUCUCAAGUAUUUUAUCUAGUUUACGACUCGCUGAAGAAGAAGGCUAUAGAAGUGUAGCUUUACCAGCCAUUAGUUCUGCGACCUAUGGUUUUCCGUUGCAAGACUGUACAAAUAUCGUUAUUCGUGGAGUAAAACAAUUCUUUGCCGAUGCUCCAAAAUCAGAUCUAAGCAAAGUAAUUUUAUUAGAUAUUGAUGAUUCAGCUUGUAAUUCAUUUGCACGUGAAUUAGUCAAUGAUCAUACAAAUGCAGUCGAUGAUGAUAUUAUUAACUAUGAAUUACCUCCUCCGUUAGCAGCUAAAUGGAGUUGGGAAGACAAUAAUGGCGAGAAAAUCUAUGAUGACAAUCAUACACGUCAAAUUGAAACUGCAUUUCAACAAUAUUUGCAAACUUUCAUUCCGUCGACAUUGAAUAUUACUGCUGAUAAUUUAAAAAGUGCUACUAUUGUCCGUUACAGUAUUCAUUUUUUUUCUAAUUUGAAAGAAAUAUUGACAGCUGAGUCAAAUGCGCUUAAUAAACGUAUCGUAUGUGGAUUUCAAAUGAGAGAAAAUACUGGUUUUAAACGAUAUAUUACACGCUACCCGCUGACGCAACAAGUACAUACUAAAUAUAUUACGUAUCGUCCCAAGCCAUUGGAUAUAUAUCAUUUGCAAAUAGAGACUAAAUCAGACGAUUGGGAUAUUAUUAGUAUCACCAGUACAGCAGUAAACCAAGCAGAGACAGAAAUUAGGAAAAUCAUUGCAUCUGCCACUAUUUCAGAACCUUUCUCCGUAAACCUAAACGAAGACAUUGAUGCUCAUAAAAAAGCAAUUACUAAUAUUGUAAUUCAACAACUGAUUCAAGUCGAUUUUCUAGAAUAUCGUGGAGGAAAAUUAUCAUUGAUAUUAAAAGGUUUACAUCAAAAUGUAUUACAAGCAAAGUUAAAAAUUGCUCUAUAUGCUCAAGAUAUUUUAAAAAUGGAAGCAGACAAAGAUGAUGAAUUGAGUAUACCUAAAGAAUGGGGUGAACAGGAAGAACAAUGUAAAUUAGUCAGAUUAUCCCCAAAUCAUCCUGACUUUGUUCGUAUUACAAAUCGUAUGAAAGAAACUAUAAGCAAUAUAAAAAUCGAUAAGAUUGAAAGAGUACAAAAUUUAAGGUUGUGGAAUCAUUAUGCAUUUCGCCGUCGUACUCUUCAACAAGAAUUAAAUAAUCAGCCUAAUUUGCACAUUGAGAUGGAGUUAUUUCAUGGAACUAAAAGCACAUUACCUAGUGAAAUUUAUAAUGGUGAAUAUGGUUUUGAUAUGACAUUUAGUACAAAGGGUAUGUGGGGUAUCGGCACAUAUUUUGCUAGAAAUGCCUCGUAUUCUUGUCAAGGCUAUUCUCAUCAACUGCCUAAUGGUAAACGCCAAGUAUUUUUAGCUCAAGUAUUAACAGGAGAAGUUCAUGAUUACAAGGACAAAAGCGAUCAGACAUUGCGUCGACCUCCUAAGAAAAACGAAAGCAUAUCAGGUGCACGUUACAAUAGUGUAUCAGGUAAAACAGGAAACAGUCAAGUUUACAUUGUAUAUGAAAAUCGUGUAGCUUAUCCCACAUUCUUGAUUACUUUCGAUUAGUGAGUUUUCUUCUUUGUUUUGGAUAUUUUGCAUUGAUUAUUCAAGUUCUUUUCUCGAACAUGUAUCAAUCCAGUUGCUAUUGAAUUUACCCUUUUUCACCUUUGAAAUAAAGAUGAUAACAUAUUCGAUCUAAUCGACUCGUUUCUUUUGAUAGCCAGCUUGCAGAAUUGAUGAACAACGCAAUGCAGAGAUAUGACGAUUUUCAUCCGCUACUGUUCAAAUCGAGAUUUGUUUCCUCAAAAUAGAUGCUGCAGUGUAGUUGAGAACAGUUUCCCAAAACAAGAUUUGUUUUUCUGUUCAAAUAAAUUUGAAUCGACAUUUGCCAACAAAUUGCUUUGUCAGCUCUUGAACGAACGUUGACAUGAAAUGCGUACAAGUACAAAGGUUUCUCGUGAUAAAUCGUCAUGUCAAAUUGCCCUUAUUGAUACCCUUGAAAACAGUCGAAGAAGGCAUUUGUUUGUUCUUCAGCCUACCAGUUCGACUACUCAUGCGAUGGAUGUUAAUGAUUCCUCUAUCGCAAUUCUCUGCUCUUCUAUUUUCUCGAAUGUUUCCAUUUGAUUGUCGACAGAUGCCUCAUCCUUAUGUGGAUCAAAGUGUGUUCGUCAUCACGUGCACCACAUAACAGAGUAAAGGAAUCAAUCAUGGCUAUGCAAGGAAAGUUAAAAGUCGACUCGAGUAUUUUCCUCAAACAUUCACUCAUUGGUAUUUGUCAAUCUUCAAUAUAGUCUUGCCCGAUAGAGCAUAAAAAACUACACUGGAAACAUUAAUAACUAGGUUUAUAACCAUUAUCUUAAAGUUUAAAUCCCAAACAUUUCAUUUUUGUCAUAGACAAGGACAAGGAAAGUCGGUAUUUCUCUCAAAUAUUCGCCCUGAAAAUGUUUGCCAUUUCUAAAACACACUUUUCCAGAUGCAACUCGCCAAGCUCUAUCCGGGGACUAUGCUUCGGAAUGAUUCAGAAGAAAUUUGGGCCCUCCGAGACAUAAGUUUUGCAUUUAGUUUUCAAUGAGUUUUUGGACAACAUUAGCGAUAUGAUUCGCCACUAGGCCUUGCUUGUUGUCACAGUUGGCAAGGAAAACGUCGACAUGCGCUUCAAGUUGGCAGAUAAGAACAUCAUUAAAAGAGCUCUCACUCACUUUUGAAUGAGUUGUCAUGUACUUUCCCCCGUUUGCAUUAAGAUGAUGCGUGCUACAAACAUAAACAGAUGUCACCAUUUUCGAUUGCUGAAGUUUUUUCAAAGACAUAUCUUUGUCUGAGCAGCAUAUACAAACAGAGCUUUUCAGACUUUGGAAUAAGAUCAGUAAACGUGUGUAUCCAAAAGGUUCCAAACAGCAAUCUAAGUAAACAAGUAAACCUUUCAUGCCCAGUGAAGCGACACAUGAAUGUUUGGAGUUACUGGGGAUACUCCAUUGACUUUUACGUCAACUAUAAAAGCGAACUGGAGUCGGUUCGAUACGAUCGUGAUUAUAGUUUAAUUCAUGAUCAGGGUUAGCCGCGAUGGGCUCAAAAUCUUGUUGCAAGACAUUCAUGUCAACGCCUAAUUAAGGAGAAAGUUAGUUUUCUUCUGUUCUUCAGCAAAUUUAAAUUAAAGAAAGUAUAUACAAGAAGAAUAUAUAUAUAAGAAGAAAUAUUAACAGAACAGAAAAAACUAACUUUACGGCAACAAGACCAACCCUAGUCUGGCAUGGAUGCCAAAAUGCAAAUCAGAAAAUGAAUUAUUUAGCAACGAGCAAAGCUAUAAUAAAAAUGGUACU